GCAUUCAUUUUGUCAUAACUAGGGACGUUUUCAGUAAAAAGAAAUGUGAUUGUGACAACGUGUAAAUUAUACGAUUCACAGAGCCGAGUCGGCAAAAAAUCAUUUUCGAUUAGCGUUUAAUUUAUAAAAACGCAACCAUGACAAGAAUAAACCGUACUAGAGAUUUAUUUCUCUUUUGUAUGGCAGUCAUUUACCUGGUGGCAUUUGCUUCUUUAUAUGUACAAAUACCAGGCUUAUAUGGAGAUAAUGGAAUAUUGCCUGCAAAGAUUGUUAUCGGAAAAGAAGCAGACAGCUGGGAUGAAUUACUGGAUUCACAACCAACCUUACUGAAGCUGACUCCAAAGCUAGGCCUAAGUGUACAGCAAGGAAUGGACCUGCUUUGUAUGGCAGGGAUGGCAGUCUCCUUUCUGUGUGUUGUGUGUAAAACUAUGAGAGACACUGUUUCAUUUAUUCUGCUGUGGAUGCUGUAUUUUUCUUUGUACCAGGUUGGACAGACAUUCCUUUGGUUCCAGUGGGAUAUUUUGCUGUUAGAGGCUGGCUUUCUUACAAUUUUGGUAGCACCAUUCAACCUGCAGAUUCCUGUGAAGCGAUUUAGACUCUCGUUUUACCAUCAGCAUGACAGUAUCACGCUAUGGCUGGUCCGCUGGCUUCUAUUUCGACUGAUGUUUUCCUCUGGAGUGGUGAAACUAACAAGUAAAUGUCCGACAUGGUGGGGUCUGACUGCAUUAAACUGGCACUUUGAGUCACAAUGUAUUCCUACACCGUUAGCCUGGUGGUGGCACUUUUUACCAGAGUGGUUCCUCAAGCUGAGUGUAGUGAUGACGUAUGUUAUAGAGAUUGCAGUGCCAUUCCUGUUUUUUGCUCCAGUGCGCUCGCUUCGACUGUUUUCCUUCUGGUGUCAGAACAAGAAGAGUCGGAUCUCAAUUAUUAUGCCCCCUGCGAAGAAGGAGGGGUGUACAGUUUUGCAGAUGUCGGUCGAUUGGUCAGUCGGGACGUAG
Messenger RNA from Mercenaria mercenaria, 998 nucleotides. RefSeq names its product lipase maturation factor 2-like. Gene Ontology annotation, biological process: protein maturation. Gene Ontology annotation, cellular component: endoplasmic reticulum membrane. The transcript has 8 exons. Lineage: Eukaryota; Metazoa; Mollusca; Bivalvia; Venerida; Veneridae. The record is from RefSeq and is a predicted model, not a curated record. The coding region runs from base 138 to 998 and encodes 286 amino acids.